This is a messenger RNA of Sceloporus undulatus (fence lizard), 1659 nucleotides long. It is a transcript of the gene ECHDC3, whose product is annotated as enoyl-CoA hydratase domain containing 3. NCBI's taxonomy places the organism in Eukaryota, Metazoa, Chordata, Lepidosauria, Squamata, Phrynosomatidae. The coding region runs from base 52 to 936 and encodes 294 amino acids. The record is from RefSeq and is a predicted model, not a curated record. Gene Ontology annotation, molecular function: hydro-lyase activity. The transcript has 4 exons. Gene Ontology annotation, cellular component: mitochondrion.
GCAGCGAGCAGCGCCUUCUGAGAGUCCCUUGCCUUUGCUGGAAAGGGAGCCAUGGCUGCUACUGUUGCAGCUUCUUGCAGGAAGCUUUGGAGGCCCAAGAGGGGUCUGCCCCUUCUCUGGAUCCUCCGAGGGGCUUCUGCCAGCAGCAUCGGAGACCCCAGGGCCCCCGGAGAGCAGCAGCCAAAGGCAGCAGCAGCUGGAGGAGAGGAAAGACUCACUCGCAUGUGGCAAAGGGAUGGCAUCAGGUGGGGGGCAGAGAAAGACCUGGCAGGAGGGCAAAGGGGCUCUCUCCCCAAUCUUGGCUUCCCUAAUAUCCUCAAAGGUGAAGGGCCUGUUUUCUCCUCCGGACAUGACUUAAAGGAACUGACUCACAAGGAAGGUGAGGACCACCACAUGGAAGUCUUUGAGACCUGUGCCCAGAUCAUGACUUUGCUUCCAAAGCUACCUGUGCCAGUGAUUGCUAAAGUAAAUGGCCUUGCCACUGCAGCUGGUUGCCAGCUUGUGGCCAGCUGUGAUAUUGCUGUGGCCAGUGAGAAAUCGAAGUUUGCCACUCCUGGAGUGAAUGUUGGGUUGUUCUGCUCGACUCCUGCAGUGGCUGUGGGGAGAUCGCUUCCUAGAAAGGUUGCACUAGAGAUGCUCUUGACAGGAGAACCCAUGACUGCCCAGGAUGCGCUUCUAUAUGGGCUCAUCAGUCGAGUGGUACCAGAGGACAAAUUGGAAGAUGAGACCUUGAGAAUUGCACACAGAAUCUGUGAGAGCAGUCGGACUGUCUUGGCCCUGGGGAAAGCCACCUUUUAUAAACAGAUUGAGCAGGACACUAAUACAGCCUACAGAAUGACCUCGCAGGUCAUGGUGGAUAAUCUUGCCAUGAAGGAUGGUCGGGAAGGGAUUGAGGCCUUCAUCUCUAAACGCAAGCCUAGCUGGUCACAUUCCUGAAGCUGAGUUUCCCAUCCUCUACCUUUAUAAGCCAUACCAAAUGAUGAUCUUGAUGGAUUCUCUGUCUGAAAAUCACAUGGACUGUGGACUUUCUUUGGAGUAAUUCCUCUUUCAUACAAUGGGUGCUUAGUGCUCCUCUUUUGCCUGCACAGAGUAUAGGUCUGCCAGAGUGAAAACUGGAGAGGGCUCCUAUCCCCUGAAUGGUUUUGUAGAAGAUGGAAUUUCAGCAAGUGUUGCUUUCAACCCAUUUGUGUGACAAGGAACACUUGCUAAAAUUCCUUCUUCUACAAGACCAUUCAAAGAACAGAAGUCCUCUCUAGUUUUCAUUCUAGCAACCUCACAUGCAAUGUUCAGGAAAACAUUGCCAAUUGUUGUUAUUGUUAUGUGCCUUCAAGUUGUUUCUGACUUACGGUGACCCUAAGGCGAUCCUAUCAUAGCAUUUUCUUGGCAAGUUUCUUCACAGGCAGUUUGCCAUUGCCAUCUGAGACUGAGAGAGUGUGAUUUGCCCAACGUCACAGUGGGUUUCUAUGGCCGAGCUGGGAUUCGAACUCUAGUCUCCCUGUGUCCUAGUCCAAUGCUUAGACUAUUACAGCAUGCUGGCCCCUAUGCAUUGCCUAUUAAGAUAUCACAAAAUAAAGCAGGUACUCAUGUUGGCUGAAUUUGAUUCUGUAUUAAUUGCUGAUUAAAUAUGAAUAUGUAAAGAAUGGCCUUUAUAACAAGCCA